AAAGGGUAAUUUGACAAAUAACAUGCGAUUUCUCUAUUAGGCCCUGUCCUCUAGUCUGGCUUUACUCUUGUAUAGCGAAAAAGAAAGAAGGAAAUGGUUAUCACAAACUUCAACGGAACCGGGGUUGGAUUUGGUUUCGGCGUUGGUUGCGGUUUCGGUGUAGGAUGGGGUUUCGGAGGUAUGCCAUUGAACUUAUUGGGUCUUGGUGCAGGUGGAGGCUGUGGCGUUGGAGUAGGACUUGGUUGGGGGUUUGGUACUGCAUUUGGUAGCAAGUAUAGGUCCUCACGGAUCACAUUUCAAGGAGUGGAAUUUGAUAGUAAAGAGAAAGUUAAUAGCACGGAUUUCUCAAAACCCAGCACCGAAGUUUCCCAACACAAAUCCAACAAAGACUGCUGGGUGGUCAUCAAUGGCAGAGUGUUGGACGUGACAAAGUUCUUGGAGGAACACCCGGGAGGGGAAGAAGUGAUUUUAGAGGUAGGUGGGAAGGAUGCAACAAAGGAGUUUGAUGCUAUUGGACAUAGCAAAGCAGCGCAAAACGUGGUCCUAAAGUACCAAGUUGGUGUUCUCCAAGGUGCCAUAGUUAAAGAUGUAGAUUUGAAGGAUGUUGUGGACAAGGAAUCUAACACCAAAGAGAUGAGUGCCUAUGUGAUCAAAGAGGAUGGAAGGUCCAAGUCCCUCGCAUUUUAUGACUUUGUUGUUCCCUUUCUUGCUGCUGGUCUUUACAUUGGUUACCGAUACCUCACCAGAGCAGACUCUAUCGCUUACUAGCUAUCGUAUUCGCUUUUAAUUGAGACUUCAAAGUUGGAUGAUAAAAUAUGGGUUCGAUGAGGAAAACUUCUUUUAUUUUUGGUUCAUUGUGUUUGGAACACUUUGAAAAUAAAUUAGUCUGUGCUUGUUUUACUCAUUUUCGAUCUACUUUCCAAUACACUGCCAAGUUCCAACGCAAAUGCAUGUCUUUGUGGUUAUUGACGUGAUUAGUUCUUUUUCUUUUC
Molecule: messenger RNA, 992 nt
Organism: Cajanus cajan (pigeon pea)
Lineage: Eukaryota; Viridiplantae; Streptophyta; Magnoliopsida; Fabales; Fabaceae
Product: glycine-rich protein
Source: RefSeq, a predicted model, not a curated record